Columba livia (rock pigeon) is the source of this 10833-nucleotide messenger RNA. RefSeq names its product interphotoreceptor matrix proteoglycan 2 (gene IMPG2). The transcript has 20 exons. The record is from RefSeq and is a predicted model, not a curated record. Gene Ontology annotation, biological process: visual perception. Bases 4410 to 8669 code for a protein of 1419 amino acids. Gene Ontology annotation, molecular function: hyaluronic acid binding; heparin binding. NCBI's taxonomy places the organism in Eukaryota, Metazoa, Chordata, Aves, Columbiformes, Columbidae.
GGCAGAGCUGCUUUUCGACUCAAGAGCCUUACAGUUGUUUUCUGUAGUUAGGCUCACAGUCUUGGCAGCCUGAAUGACAAGCCUGGGAAAUGCUGGGGUCCACCUGCUGCAACUCGGUGACAACCAAUGAUAGGACAAGGGGUAAUGGGUACAAACUGGAACACAAAAGGUUCCACUUAAAUUUGAGAAGAAGCUUCUCAGUGAGGGUGAGAGUGCCAGAGCACUGGAACAGGCUGCCCAGGGAGGUUGUGGAGCCUCCUACUCUGGAGGCAUUCAAGACCCGCCUGGACACCUUCCUGUGUAACCUCAUCUAGGUGUUCCUGCUCUGGCAGGGGGGUUGGACUAGAUGAUCUUUUGAGGUCCCUUCCAAUCCCUAACAUUCUGUGAUUCUGUGAACUCCACCCCAUUCCAGCCACUUGCAUUCAACAGGUAUGUGGUGAAUGCUAGGAAGUAUCUGUGGAAAAACUAGGUACUUCUGUGGUUCUUUUUUAGUUGCUAGAAUUCUCCCCAGACAUAAGUUUUAACAUAUAUAAGACACCAGACUGACUCGGGACUUCUCUGCAUAUCUCCUGCAUCUCCAUUUCCUGUGUUAAUCCCUGUUUAACUGAGAUGGUGGAGCGAUGUGAUACUUCAUAGCAAACCAACCUUUGGAAGGCUCUUUACUGUAAUUUUGGCUUCAAGGCAAUGAAUUGUACUCGAAGUGUUAAAUGCAGCUAUCAAUUCUUUAAAAGAAACUGCUGAAUUCUGGCGGUGUGGGAUUAUAAACUGGCUUCCCUGAAGAAGCCUGAGUCGUGGAGAUCAGUUGGCAAGCAUGACACAAGAAACAAGGUGGGAAAGAAGUAACUUGAGGAAGUAAAUCUUCCAGGGAAAAAUAUGAAAACCCCCUAGUUUUCAUCAAGAACUGGAGAAGUGAAUCAAGAAACUGUAAGUGUGCUUUUUUUCAAAGGGAUCUGUGGACUGCUGUGUUUUCCUGCUCAAACUGCAGGCAUGGAUUCACUAGGGUCCAUCUUUCUGGGACUUGCCUCUUAGGAUUUGACCCUGAAAUGAGCUUGCAGUACUCAGUACACUCAGUAUUCAUUAUACCUUAUAAAAUAAUAAAGACUUAAAAGCCACAGCCAAGUUUUUUAUCUUAGUUAUGACAGGGAGGCAGAAUAGUGCUGCUGGCAACCUCCCCCAAAAAAGACUGGAGUUUAUAGAUGAAAAAGCAGGAAUUGUAGAAGGAGACUUUAAAGGUCUCAGGAUUGAAAAUGUUUCCAUUAAUGGUUGAAUAAAACCGAGAGUAACAACAAUAAUUCUGUCCAACCAAAUUGAGUUUGAAAACACUGUUCAGAGAUUAAGCACAGGCACUGGGAUCAUCUUUGACUGAUGGGCAAGGUAAGAAAUAGUUAUCAACAGUUCAGAAAAGGAGGAAGGCUGAGAAUAUGUUUACAUUACACAGACAGAGUAGGUAAUGAAGUGUUAGAUUAAUUUUGUUGGCCUCACCACAUGAUUUUUCCUCUCCAAAUACUUCACAGUACUACAGGAUAGAAGAGGUGGCAGUACAAUGGGCUGUGGUGGGCUCAAAUUGCUCAGCUGGAAGGCUAAAGAGCUUCACAGUUUGAUUAUUUUUGGGAGAGCGUUUGCCAGAGAACUCUCCAGGAACACAAGCAAAAAGUGGUGAUGGUGAAAUGCUUGGCAAGAGCAAGCACAGAAAGUGAAAAAUUUUCAUCUAAUUUUCUCAGCUAAACUGAUGGGAAUUUUCUUAGUGAAUCCUAUCAGAUGCCAUGAAGUCAGUUCUAGUCCAGUUGUCGGAGGCAAUCUAUAAUCUUGGUAUUAAGCUGUGUGAGUUUGGAGAUAGGGAGUGUCUGCCAUCAUAUGGCUCUUCAUUAGAGACAUUUUCAUUAAGGUAUACCUUUGUUUUGCAUCAGUUAUUUACAAAUGAGUGGAUUUAGCUUUUUGAAUAAAUUGCAUUUGAAAAAUUAUUAAGAAUAUCAUGUGCUUUGCAGAGUUUGUGACCAUUACCUUGUAGAGAAAUAUAAUUCAGCUAAACACGUCUGCUGUAUGAAAGUACAUGUCCGUCGCUCUCAGAAAUACAAAAUGUCAGAAAAUUGUCUUUUAGUUAUGGAGGUACUCAUGUGAGCUUGGCAUGUUAUGUCACCAGGAUUAUACUUCCUCUUCUUUCCCCAAGCAAUAAUAUACUUUUAUACUUUUCCUGAAUACUUUUGAACAGGUACAAUUUGGCUGCUGGGAAUGAAGAAUUAUGCAUCUUCUGAUGCAAGGUAUUACUGUAAAGGCUUUAGUCAAAUCAAGGCAGGUGUUAACUUCCCAGUGUUAUCUUGGAAGUCUAUUACAAGAGUUGCUUUGCUUAUUUAAAGAUCCUUGAAAUGAUGAUUGUGCUAUUAUAAAUUAUUUUCAGCUGACAUAGCCAUACCAUAGAGAACAAAUUUUGACAAGAGAUAUAAAGCAGGUAGUUUUUAUACUAUUAACAUUCUGAGUGCCUUUGAGUACUUUGUUGAUGAAAAAAACAGCAAUGCUGUAUACCUGAAUACUCCCAAGGAAAACUUUUAAUUGGUUUCGUGCUCUUACUGAAGCACAUGUAUUCUGAUAAUUUUCUCUAAAAGGAUUAGUUGUCAUGCAUUCUUGAGGUAAGUUAGCCUUUGCCUUUAUAAGCACAUAUAGUAUUUCUAAUCUCAAUUCGGUUGUAUUUUUGCAGGGAAAUGCAAGCAAAAGCAUUCAUUACAUUGAAAGCCCCAGUCUCUGAAAAAGAUUAAAAAAAAAGUCUACUCUGUGUUCUUGAAUUGAGGAUUGAAAUAAUGGUACCCAAGCUAGCCUCAAAAGCUGCUCUGUUUACCUUGAGAUGCUGAACAGGACUUCAGAACAGUUUAUGGGCACCAGUGCGGUGUUGUUCCUGUGCCUCGUGUCAUCAGGACUGUGCAGUCUGCAGCUCCAGUGUGGUGUCCUGCACUUGGUGCUGCUGCCACUAUUGUAGUGAGCUUGGCAGAGCAAGCCCAGGUGAACUGUGCCAGUUUGAUAGAUUCAAAAUGUCUGGUUCUAAGGAAAUUGUUUGGGGGUGUUAGAGCAGCUCAGUAGCUUAACUUCAAGUGUAAUUUCCUAGGUUUUUUUUUCUGGGGGAAGGGAAAAUAUGUUGUUGUUUUGAAAAAUAUCAAUUAAAAUCCGUUAGAUGUCAGAAGACAGAGCCUAAAAACAAAGGAGGUUUUACUUGAUUCCUAUCAAUGGCCUGUCUAUAAUCCCAGGAAUUAUCAGUGUUAUCUGAACUGUUGGAGCUCAGCAGAGCGGCUGGAAGAGAGGAGUCAACACUGUAUCACUAAGGAGCUCUGUGUAAGUGCUCUGCAGACUGUCAUCUGGGAAUCCAGCUUUGAAAUAUUUAUGCAAAGCACUACCAAAACCAGUCCCUUCAGACAAAGCAGCGGUUUGCUCAGAUUGAUCUGAGUGCAGUAAGCAGCAAGUCCUGAGUUAAUGACACCCAGGAGACAGCCCUGACGGAGUUUUUCUGGUGGUCUGAGCACAGUCUGCCAUUGCAGGGCUGCUCCCGGACACGUUUCCACAGUGAGAUGACCCUGGUCAGGAGAGGAGCUGCUUUUCUGCACCCUUUCCUUUCUGCAGUUCUUCUUAGCUCAUCAUCUUGUUGGGUAUCUGUACUAAUUUAUUCCUACCACUCAUGUCAGAUGAAAGAAUCACAACUUGCCCCUGGCGUUAUCUUUUGGGGGAGCACCCCUUUUGGGACACGAGGGCUGGUGGUGUAACAGCACAAGAUUUUCUGCGUUAGCACAGGCUCGGGCAGCAGGGCUGUAUUAGCUCUGUCACCACAAGAAACAAUCCUACAGAAGGAUUGCUUUGGUGUUAUCUACGUAUGCAUUGGUAUUUACAGGAGUCAGUUCAUUUUUAGACACAUAGAUUUAUACAAGCGGAAGACAAAAUACACUGAGACCUUCUGCUUGAGACUAGUGUGCUCCUUCUGAUGUUUUGUGGUCAGCAUGAUUUUCAAAAAGGGCAGAAAUAGAAGGGCCAAUGAAAAACCGUGGCUAAUUAAAUGUGAAAGGUGCUGUCCUUGUGUGGACUGUCUGUUAAUGGUAUGACAAGCUCUGGUAAAGAGCUUAGCUGGCCAGAUUAAAAUUAAAAAAUUGUCUCAGUCCAUCUGCUAGCUCCAAGGAGUUUACUUCCAUCACCUUUGCUUGUUUCUUCACUGAAGUGGAAUACCAUCUUUGAAAAGAAAAAAAACAUUUCCAGGAUGUCUUGGUUGACUUUUUUUGCUGAAUGUUUUUUCUGAAGGUAUUUACAUGUGACGUCAAGACAUUUUCAAGAAGGGCAAUGCUCUUGGUUGGUUCAAGGAUACGUUAAAGACAACAGCUCUUCUAAAAGGGAUUUGCUUUUUCUUCCUUGCAUAUUGGCUUUUUUUGACACAAAUAAGUAUGUUUGGCUUCAUUUGGAAAAUGUUUCUUUGCCUUCCAGUUUUGGGAGUGAUCAAAGGUGAUCUUCAAAUAGUUGCAGCAGAAGGUUAUUCAGCUACAGAAGGAGGGCAGGCUAAAGAUGGUUCACCAAGCCCUCAGCUCAGUGGCUGGCAGUUGGCAAACUCUUCUCUGCCUCCUGAGCUGAAAAAGCUCAAUGGCAUUGUGGAGGCUGAACAGGUCAGCAAGCGUCUGCUGUUGCGAAGGAAGCGGUCCGUUCUCUUUCCCAGUGGAGUUAAGAUCUGCCCUGAUGAAUCUGUUGAGCAGGCUAUUGCCAACCAUCUGAAAUAUUUCAGACUCAGAGUGUGUCAGGAAACAGUCUGGGAGGUCUUCAAGACAUUCUGGGAUAGACUUCCUGAGCGUGAAGAAUACCACACCUGGAUGAACCUCUGUGAGGAAGGAGCAAUGAGUAUCUUUGAAAUGGGCACAAACUUCAGUCAGUCUGAGGAGCACCGGAGUCUGAUUGUGAAGAAACUGUCCUAUACAAAGGAAGCAAUGGGCAGCUCCUGCACUGAUUGGUCAUGUGGCAGUAGUGGGACUCCAACUCCAGCUUUGGAUGCUGAUGUUACCACACUGAGAGAUGCAGCUGCCAAUGUUCCUCCCCCUCAUGAGAUCUCUGUCGAGAGUCCUGUGGGUGGUACUGUCCAUGAGAUUGAAGAUGCAGAUACUACUAUCAAUAAUGAGAUAAAAAAACAGGAUGAGAAGCUAAUGAGACCUGUAACUGACCAGAUGAUUGAGUUCAGCAUUUUGAUUGCUGGUGAAAAGUACAGUGAGGAGCUGAAGGACCCAGCUGCUGUGAAGCGUCAACUGCUCUCUGAACAAUUCCUCUCUCAGAUCAAAAGUGUGUUUGAAGGACUACCUGGAUACAAAAGCAUCCAUGUCCUGGAUUACAGCUCUCCUGAGGACGACAGUGGGGUGGAAGUUCACUAUGCUGUUACAUUUGAUGGAAAAGCUAUCAGCAAUGCCACCUGGGACCUGAUUAACCUUCAUUCCAACAAGGUGGAGGACAACUCCUUCAUGGGCAUAGAGGAUAAUCCAACCGUUGUGUACACCAUCAGUGAUUUCCGAGACUAUAUUGCUGAAAUCCUCCAGAAAAAUGCCUUGCUUGAAAACAUUUCCUUGUCAUUAGACCCUAACUCUCUCCAGCUUACUAAUGUGAAAGAAAUACUACACCCGACAGAAGAUGACCCAUCCUGGAUUACUGAGCAUCCCAUUGUGCUGGAACGCACAGAGUUCGAUGACAGCACCUUUUUAGCUGAACGGCCUUCAGCAGAUGAAUCAACUGUCAGCAAUACCUUGCCCUUUGAUUUCAUCAAACCAGAUUCCACUUCAGAGAGUGAACAGUCCAAUGACAAUGAAAUCUGGCCAAGACCAGAAAAUCUGGACUCUCAGGCCAGUUUGGCACCUGAAGCUCCACUCUCCUCAGAAGCUGACGUCACUUCUUUGCCUGAUGGGCUGAAUUUAGAGGAUGGGAAUCAGACUCCUCAUUUGGUCACUGCAUCAGUGUUAGAGCAUGAUUCUGUGGACACUCUGGAAUGGCUUCCAGCCUCCAAUUCUUUAGAUGUGUUUGAAGAUACUGGACUAUCUGAAGAAUUUCUUUUGCCUUCAAGUCCUCCUCACCUUGUGCCUGAAGAACCUCCAUCUACAGAUGAUUAUGCAGUUCCUCUGCUUUCUGCACCAACAGUGGCCUCUUCAUCAGUCAUAGAGACUGAUAUUAAAGAAACAGUAUCUGCUGAGAAGGAAGAUGUAACUCAGGGCAGUCCUGCAGACAGUAACAAUGCAGACUCUGUGUUGCAUAAGUCUGUGGAAGAAAUUCCUUUGCCCUUAGAAGUACACCCUGUGGAAGAUGAAACUGAUAUAUAUCUUGGAGAUAGAGUUAUAUAUGAUGAGGGCUCUGGUUCAGCUUUUGAUGGUUCAGGAAAAGAAAUUGAACCAAAUAUUUGGCCUUGGGAAGAAGCAACACUGGAACCAGUUUUCUACCCUAGUCCUGAUAGCUGGCUUGAAGAUGACAAUGGGUCUUUGUUAAUCAGAACUGAGGAUAUUCCUGAAGGUAUGAUCUUAGACUAUAUCCUUAACUCUGGUAACAAAUUAGAUGAUGUUCCUUCCAAAGAUGAGAAUGAAGGUUUGGCCAAUAUAAAAGAAGAUUUCCUUGAUGAGUCUGAAAUAUUUGUCUUUCCAGAGACUACAACGCAGCAGGUACCUCUGUUACAGACAGAAGAGCCAUCAUCUGUGGAACCAUCUACACAGACAGAAACACUGAGCAUGUAUGAUUCUUCUUCUGUUAAACCAUCCGUUGUUUCAGAGCCUUCAGUGGACCAUUUCUUUGUAGACAUGCCAACUGGAGAGGCACCUGUCUCACCACACAAUACAGGUCUGCCUGUGGAAGAUGGCCUCCUUACCUCUACAGGGACUGUCAGUAUGGAGCAACCUGAAGAGUCCAGUGUAGGUCAGAACAUUGUUUCUGAAGCAGUUGAACACCAAAAGGAAGACAGGACAAUGGUAGAAGAAAUAUUCACAGUAGGGCAGACAGAUGUAGCUGAAGCUGCUACAAUAGGCCACUUGGACACAAGCUCUUCAGAAACUAUUCUGACUGCAGAUCCUUCCAUGGUAAACCCUGAUAUUUCCACAGAAGAGCAGCAAACCCUAGAUUCAUCAUUGGCAGGCCAAGACACUACUGGAUCAGCAGUGAAGAAACCAGCUGAUACUUGGUCUACUGACAGAGCACUAGAAAACUCAUUAGAUCAGACAGUGCAAUCAGCAAUGCCAACUGCCACUCAAGUUGCAACUGCAGCUCCUACUGUACUAGAUCAGACCACUGUUCUAGAUGGCUUUGCCGUACAGGGUGGUACAGACCAUGACAUGCUUGGUUCCAUGAGCUUCAGCACUGCUAUGAACCCUCAUGUAACAGGGAGUGUAGAAACAAGCACUGAGCUUCUGUCCCAUCUCCCUCCUGUGGGAUCCACAGUGUCAUCAUCUGUAGCUACCUCAACAAAGCUGGGAGAUGGAACAACAAGAGUCCUGGACAUUUCAGUGGACCUGGAUCGUGUGAGCACUGUCCACUUUUCUCCUGAGCUGACUGAGGGGGGAAGGAGCAUGACUGAAAGUCAUGUGGAGUUAACAACUCGUGUCCAGUCCACAGAGAUGGCCAGCGUGGCUUGGGCCACACAUGAAAAUCGCAGUAGUACUCCCAUCCCAUCACGAGCUCUAGUUGUGUUUUUCAGUCUUCGGGUUACCAACAUGAUGUUUUCAGAGGAUCUGUUUAAUAAAAACUCCCCUGAGUACAAAGCGCUGGAACAGCGAUUCUUGGAACUGCUGGUGCCCUACCUUCAGUCAAAUCUGACGGGCUUCCAGAAUCUGGAAAUCCUGAACUUCAGAAAUGGCAGCAUUGUGGUGAACAGUCGAAUGAAAUUUGCCAAACCUGUGCCUCGGAAUGUCACCAACGCUGUGUACUUGAUCCUGGAAGACUUCUGCAACACCGCAUAUCACACCAUGAACCUGGCCAUUGAUAAAUACUCCCUGGAUGUGGAAUCAGGUGAGCAAGCAGACCCUUGCAAGUUCCAGGCCUGCAAUGAGUUCUCUGAGUGCUUAGUAAAUCGCUGGAGCGGGGAAGCUGAGUGUGUCUGCAAUCCUGGCUACCUAAGCAUUGAUGAGCUGCCAUGCAACAGCAUUUGUGAUCUGCAACCAAACUUCUGCCUGAACGAUGGGAAGUGUGACAUAAGCCCUGGGCAAGGGGCCAUCUGUAGGUGUCGUGUGGGCGAGAACUGGUGGUACAGAGGGGAGCACUGUGAAGAAUAUGUGUCUGAGCCACUGGUUGUGGGUAUUGCAAUUGCUUCUGUGGCAGGAUUCCUUCUGGUGGCAUCUGCUGUCAUCUUCUUCUUGGCCAGGACCCUUCGAGACCAGUACACAAAAAGUGACACUGAGGACUCGCAGGGGCAGGGUGACAGCCUCUCCUCCAUUGAGAACGCAGUUAAAUACAACCCCAUGUAUGAAAGUGAUACGACUGGCUACAGCCAUUAUUACCGGAGAUACCCUCAGCUAACAUCCUACAGUUCUACCAGUGCAGAGACAUCCACAGACUACAGCAGUGAAGAGAUCAGGCACAUUUAUGAAAACAGUGAGCUUACUAAGGAGGAAAUUCAGGACAGAAUUCGAAUUAUAGAGCUCUACGCUAAAGACCGUCAAUUUGCAGAAUUUGUUAGGCAGCAUCAAAUGAAGCUGCUAUAAGAGAAAAAGAAAUUGGUAGAAUGCAUGUGGGAGAUAAAGACUACCUUGUUGCCAUAGCAAUGGGCUCAGAUGUAACUGCAAAGUUACUUAUAGUCUUAACAUUGCAUGGAUGGAUACAGAUGUUUUCUAAAUGAAUGGCUAAAAUGUACAGAUGUCCGUUUAUCUCAAUUACUUCUGGCUUUUCUGUGUAAGGUGACAUUUUUAAGAGGUGAUCAGAAGGGGCAGAGGUUACGAAAGUUCAUUUUUCUUUAACUCUGAAAUGGACAGUGAAAGUUUGUAUACCAAGGCAAAAAAAAUUCUCCUCAGGUAAGAGAAGAGACAUGCACAACCAAAAUAAAAUGCGUGUUUAAAAUCCCUGUCUCGCAUUUGUCCCCUCACUUGAGACUACUGUAGCAAUUUCACAGGUAUAAAGCACAAGUGGAAAGAAAUAAUUGGUUUGCACACAAAAGAUUUGUAGGGGAGCACUAUUGUGCUAGAAUGACAUUAGGAUUUUUUGAAAUAAUUCCUAUUAUAAACACAAACGAAACCUCACCAGAAAAAAAAACAUAUUUUUGUGUACAGACGCCUGAUGGACAUUUUGUUGUGUGGCAUUAGCAAAACAGAGGAUAGCACUGAGCCUUCUUGCCCCUCAAAGGCUCCCCGCAACAGCGAGCAUCACUCCUGCCUGUCAGGGAUGGCACAUGAUGCCUCAGCCAAGGGCUCAGCUCAGUGCUUCUGCAGUGCAGCGUGGUGCUCUGGAAGCCACGGUGGGUGGCUUUUCCAGCUGUUCCCAACAGCCACACAAGCUGGGGCACAAAGGGGCUUCUAGCGUGCAAAAGUUCUGUGAAGCUUAAGUAACUAACAUUGACUUUUUUUUUUGUAUGUAGACAAUUUCUUCAAUAUUUUAUAAGUUUAUAUGUAUUAUUUUUUUUUUGUUGUGUAUUUCCCUAUUAGCUUAAUUCCAUAAUGGAUUUAAUUGUUGAAAUAGAAAAAUGAAUAGUUUAAUGAUUAAAUCCUACAGUGGCAUUUGUGACCAUCCUUUUAAAAAAUACAUUUAGUAUUUACUCAGUGUUGAGUUCAGCCCACUAAUAUUUGAAUUUUCUUUACUGAACUGGGCAAUAGCCUGCCAUGAGCUCUGUUUCAAAAUCAGGUUGUGGUAUUUAAGUGCAUGCAUAUUAGGGAUGGCAGCACUUUCCUAUGGGGAAGGAAAAAAAGGAGAUUAUUCUUGGCUUAGUGGAAGUCAGUGUAGAAUUCCUGUUUAAGGAGAAGUCAGCCUAAAGCUUUUCUAAACAGCUGAAUUGAGACGGGGGCCUCUGAGGUACAGAAUCAGAGUUUUAUCUUCAAGUGACACAGAGAGUUCUGACUGCAUGUUAAGGUGUUCAGUGUCUCUUGUUCAAGGUAUUAACACCACUGUCUGGGUUAGGGCACUCACAGUCUGACAUUAGUUUCUGCUAGCAAACAAGGCCAAGUUAUCUGUGUUUUUUAUGAAGUCUGUAGUUCUCGGCCCACAUGUGCCAACAGCCACCUGAUGCUUUUUAGAGAUAAAUGAUAGUGAGGAUUACUUACAGGCGGCUUAGCUAAACAAGCGAAUAUUUCAAUGCACUUCUUUUGUGUGUUCUGCAGAACCUCACUGGGUCACUUGUGUAGUGUCUUCUUGCCUUGAGUGGCAGGGAAUGGCUAUCAGAACCACAAAUCUGUCAAAUGCUCACAGAAACCACACAAGAGAGCAGAAAGUCAUAUGGUGCUGCUGAAUACUGUUGUGACCAGAUGUCAUGAGAGAGGCCCCCAUUGUGCUGGGUGACCCCAGGGCUCUAUAGAGCAGCUGGCCCAGAGUUUCUGAAGCACAGCCCAGUCCCUCCUGCCCCCGCAGCAGCACGGCUGAGCCUUCCCGUUACACCAGGGCCUUGUGGUCGUGGUAAGGGUACAACAUAGAGAAGUACAGGUGGGCCGCCAGCCCUGGGAGCGUCCCUGCUGCUCCUGCUAAACGCAGCACUGGAGGGCAGCUGGGAUCAGGCAUAUUUUAAAGGUAUCCUACUCAUUGCUGUGCACAAACUGAGGAGAGUCUUGGUUAUGCUGAGUAUGAGUUAUUUCAGUGUAUAUACAGUGAAUCUUUUAUUUGUGUGUGUGUAUACAUAUGAACAUAAUGGCAUCUUAUUUUCACUACAAUAAAAAGUUAUUUCCAAAA